GCCUCCCACUCCAAAGCAUAAGGACAGCUCCCUCAAGCCUAUCCAAGCCGUCUCCAAGACCCAAGAUCAUUCCAUCACUUGCUCGUCAACAUGAAGGUCAUCAUCCUCGCCACGCUGCCGGUCCUGGCCGUGCUUGCUGCACCGGCCCCCGCUGCCGAUCCCGUGGAGAUUACCGGGCCCAGCGGAGCCGACAUGGCCGUGAUCUCGAGCCUUGAGCCCGACCACGUUGACAAGGGCGGCGUUACGCUUGGCUCCAUCGUACCGGACGACGACCUUCCGACGCCCCCCGAAGGCUUCAUCGACGACAAGGAGGCCGAGCUGGCAUUCCCACUCAACACCACCUUUGACGCCGCCGAGGCCAUCCUGCGGCGCCAGACCGACGCCCCUUACAAAAUCAAAAAGGGCCUGGCCUACAACAACGGCGCCAUCACCAACGUCCUCUCCAAGCCCGGGUCGGCCACGUGGGCCUACAACUGGGGCGCCGCCAUGAACGCACCCAAGUUCCAGCAGAUCCCCAUGUGCUGGGGCCUCGGGUCCGGAUGCGACGCCAACGGCAUCAACAACAAGAUUAGCAAGGGUGACACCCCUUGGGUCCUGGGCUACAACGAGCCGGACGAGACCAACGCCAACGGCGGCUGCAACGCGUCCCCCAAGAAGGCGGCCGACAACUGGGGCAAGGACAUGUUCCGGUUCCAAACGCGGGGGCCGAAACUUGUGUGCCCGGCCAUCAGCAGCUGGAACACCGACAAGGGCCACACGGGCGGCCCGGCCGGGCUGCAGUGGCUCCGCCAGUUCGUCAAGUCCGCCAGCUCGCCCUCGUACUUCCGGUGCGGCGCCCAGGCCCUCCACUGGUACGGGGCGCAAGGGGAGUCGGCGACCCGCCAAGCGCAGCUGUUUAUCGAUUACAUCGCCUACGCGCACGUCGAGGUCGACAAAAUGUACGGCAAGACCAUGCCCAUCUGGGUCACCGAGUUCUCCCCGCUGCCCAUCGGAAACGUCAACAUGAUGGCCGACUUCCUGAAGAUCGUCAUCCCGUGGAUGAACAAGCAGAGCUGGAUCCACCGCUACUCCCCCUUCAUGGCCGAGCACCUUGUGACCAACGGCAAGCUCAACAGGGCUGGAAACGUUUUUGUCGACACCAAGUAGGAGUUGCGAAGCUGGCGGCUCCUUUACGUUGCCGGACGCUUG
Messenger RNA from Gaeumannomyces tritici R3-111a-1, 1188 nucleotides. RefSeq lists its product as hypothetical. NCBI's taxonomy places the organism in Eukaryota, Fungi, Ascomycota, Sordariomycetes, Magnaporthales, Magnaporthaceae. Gene Ontology annotation, cellular component: fungal-type cell wall. The record is from RefSeq and is a predicted model, not a curated record. The transcript has a single exon. The coding region runs from base 91 to 1146 and encodes 351 amino acids. Gene Ontology annotation, biological process: fungal-type cell wall polysaccharide metabolic process.